AUGAAGUACAUGCUGCUCGUGAUUCUAGCUGCAACUCAAUUAGUAACUUCAAAUGCUUGGUCUUGGCCUGGAAUGUCAAAAGAGUUUUGCCUAAGCGUUCCGAAUAGAACACUUUCGAAGUGCGAUCCACCCCGCAACCUCGUCCGAUACCAUUAUGACAAAGAUACGAAGAAGUGUAAAGAAUUCAGCAUUACCAACUGCUAUGAAAGCGGCGACAAGUUCUUUCCUUCCAUGGGAGACUGCAUCGAAUAUUGCCGGCCAAAUCAAACACGAGGUAGAUGCUGGCAAGAAUAUAACCCCGGAUCGGGGCGUGAAAAUCUGACUCGAUGGUACUAUAAUAAUGCGACAAACCAAUGUGCACAAUUUGUUUAUAAAGGAAAUAAUGGAAACGGAAAUAAUUUUCAAUACAGAGACCAGUGCAUUGACUAUUGCAGGUACCCAACAAUGUAUUUUAAACAAAACAAGGAACAAAUCAAGGAUUUAAUAAUCGCUUAUAAAAAACGAAAGGAGGAAGAGAAAAAGAAGAAAGCCUAA
Messenger RNA from Ixodes scapularis (black-legged tick), 534 nucleotides. Its product is annotated as inter-alpha-trypsin inhibitor-like. NCBI's taxonomy places the organism in Eukaryota, Metazoa, Arthropoda, Arachnida, Ixodida, Ixodidae. The coding region runs from base 1 to 534 and encodes 177 amino acids. Gene Ontology annotation, molecular function: serine-type endopeptidase inhibitor activity. The record is from RefSeq and is a predicted model, not a curated record. The transcript has 4 exons.